Molecule: messenger RNA, 1458 nt
Organism: Mucor velutinosus
Lineage: Eukaryota; Fungi; Mucoromycota; Mucoromycetes; Mucorales; Mucoraceae
Product: SET domain-containing protein
Exons: 4
Coding region: 1-1458 (485 amino acids)
Source: RefSeq, a predicted model, not a curated record
AUGGAUAUGCCAAAUGAUACACCCUUCACAUUCAGUGAAAUACCUCCUAGUAGACGACAAUCAAGCGCAAGAUCAUUUGUUACAGCUUCAAGAAUAGGGGAUAGGACAAGCUCGGGAGUUUCAACAGCCUCAAUCACUACACCAAAAACUCCAUCUAUGGGCCAUUUAUCAACAUCACCAUCGUCAACCACACGCAAUCAAUCAUUUCAUCAAACAUUCAUUGAAAACUGGAUCUAUAAAACUUCUAGUCAGCAAGAACCUCUGGAGGAUUCGCACAAUGAACAAGAUAGUGACACCAGCUGCACCGACUUACCACCUUGGGCUUCACCUAAUAGACCAACAACAAGCUGGCAUAAGCCGACCAAGUCUUUUACUUUACUGGAAGUGAAUGAAGAGGAAGAAAGCGACAAUGGAAACAUCGGUAGAGGUCGAGCCAGCUUUUUAUCCGACGAUCACCUUGAUGACGAAGAAAACGAGCAAGAGAGCAUAGAAUAUCCUUUAGCUAUUAACGAGUAUUCUGUCAUGGCAACAAGCCCAACAAAUCUCAUGCCGCUGCUAGAUGAUGGAUUCAAUGAAAACGAUCAAGAUGAAGAAACAACUGCCGAGUAUAAAACUGCAUCAACAACACUUCGUUCACCUGAUAUUAUUCACAGAGAGAUAGAUCUGGAGUAUGAGAGAGAAUUAAACGAAUUAUGCAAACCACAUCCUGCUCCCAGUUUCCAUGGCAACAGUCUAGGUGAUUCUCAAGACACGAUACCAUAUGGGGAAGAUGAGCUAGACGAAGGAGACACACAGCCUUAUGAUCCAGAAGACGAGGAUACACAAUCGCACAAUUCAUAUGGCGAGGAUACUCAGCCAUACAAUCCAGAUACACCGUUGCUGGGAGAUCAACAAGAAGCACCGGAUAGUCUACCCGAGAUUCCAUACGACGUCCCAAAAGAUGUCUUCCCAUUCCUGCCCGAAUUUGAUGAUAGUGAUUAUGUCUCUCCUUUGGCCUCCCUGAAUGGAGAUAAUGAAGCUGGUAACUGCAGCGCUGCUUUUGAUACCUCAUCACCGGUGCUGCUGCCUUUUGACGAAAACGAGCAAACAGAAGAUGAAUUGUUUGAUGAUAUUACAGAGAGCGAUAUUCUCCAAUGUGAGCAGGAAGUUGCAUUCAAAAUCAAGCACACAAGCCGAGGAAAAAGAAAAGCAGAGUCGCCUAUCCCGGUUGCUCUCGAGAGCCAGAUUGUCAGAUUAGACAAGAAGCAAAUUCGCACUAGUGUUGUUAAGAAACCCACGACGAUUGAUGAUUACUUUUUGCAUCCAAGUACCAUUAAUAGCCAAACAGAACAAGACAUCGGCAAAGAAUCGAGCACACCAUCAUUUACUAUCAGUAGCAACGAAGACAUGAACAAAUCACAAGAGCCAAAGAGAAGACCUCGCUUUGGGCUCUCCAAAAGCAGGCAUACCACCAAUUAG